AUGUCUCCACUUCUGAGAAGCAUCUUUGAUAUCACUGAAAUUUUCAAUCAGUAUGCCUCACAUGAUUGUGAUGGGGCGGCACUAUGCAAGAAAGACCUGAAGAACCUCCUUGAAAGGGAAUUUGGAGCUGUCCUUCGGAGACCACAAGACCCUGAGACGGUGGAUGUGAUCCUGGAACUUCUGGAUCGCGACUGUAACCGGCUUGUCGAUUUCAACGAGUUCCUCCUGUUCAUAUUCAAGGUGGCUCAAGCUUGUUAUUACGCUCUCGCCCAGGCCUCGGGGUCAGAGAAGGGAGCCAAGCGUGGGGGGAAAGGGACCCCGUUAGAAGAUCGCUGGCAAGAAGAAGAGCAAAGGAGGUUGGAGCCCCGGGACCGACCGCUGGAAGAAGAACGCAGGCAGAAGAGGCAGGAACUGGAGCAAGCGCUCGCAGAGGAAGAGGAGGAACCGUGGGAGAAGCAAGAGAAGCGUGAGCAGCGGCUGCAAAGGCGAGAACGCGAAGCGCGCUGGGAGCAGGACGAGCAGCGGCCGGGGCGCAAGGGGCGCGCGCCGGAGGAGUUUGCUGACCGAAAGCGAGAGAGGCGAGAGCUGCAGGAACGCCAGCGCCUUGAGCAGGAGCAGCGCGAACGCCUGGAGGAGGAGCUGCCCCGGCGAGAGCGGCAGGAGCUGAAGCGGGAGCGCCUGGAGGAGGAGGAGCAGCAGCUGCAAAGGCGGAGGCGCGAGCGCGAGCAGGAGAGGCGCCAACAACUGCUGAGGCGCGAGCAGGAGCCGCGCUUGGAACAGGAGCUGAGGCGCCAGCAGGAGGAAAGGCGUGAGAAGGAGCUGAGGCGCGAGCAAGAGCGCGAGCAAGUGCCGCGCUUGGAACAGGAGCUCAGGCGCGAGCAGGAGCUGAGGCGAAAGCAGGAGCCGCUCUUGGAACAGGAGCUGAGACGAAAGCAGGAGCUCAGGCGCGAGAAGGAGCUGAGGCGCGAGCAGGAGCCGCGCUUGGAACAGGAGCUCAGGCGCGAGCAGGAGGAAAGGCGCGAGAAGGAGCUGGCUGAGGAGGUGCAGCAGGAAGAGGCCCGGGAGCGGGGUGAAAGCCGCACCCCGAGGUGGCAGCAGCAGCUAGAAAGCGAGGCCGACGCCCGUCAGAGGAAAGUCUACUCGAGGCCCCUCAGGCAGGAGCCGCAGAGGCGCCGCCAGGAGCUGGAGGAAGAGGAGGAGAGGCGGCGCCAGGAGCACGAGCUGCGGGAGCGGGAGGAAGAACUGCGCCGUGACCUCCAGUGGCAGUGGCAGGUGGAGGAAGAGAGCGCCAGGCGCCGCCAGAGGCUGUCGGCCAGGCCCCCACUGCGGGAGCAGCGGGACAGGCAGCGGAGGGCCGAAAGGCGCCAGGAACGGGUACAAAUGCUCCGUGAGGAGGAGGAGGAGGUGCAGCUCCAAGAGGAUCGGGAGAGGGAGCGACGCCAGGAGGAGCUGCGCCGUGACCAAAAAUGGAAGUGGCAACCAGAGGAGGAAAGCCAGAGACGCCGCCACACGCUGUACGCCAAGCCAGCUCAACGCGAGCAGCUGGAAGAGCAGCUGCGCCGCCAGGAGCGCGACAGAAAGUUCCGCGAGGAGGAGCAGUUUGCCCGGGAGGAGAAGCAGCGGCGUCAGGAACAGGAACUUCAGGAAGAAGAGCAGAGACGCCGCCAGGAGCAGGAAAGAAAAUUCCGAGAAGAAGAGCAGCUCCGCCGUGAGCAGGAAGAGGCGCAGAGACGCCGCCAACUCAGGGAGGACAAAGACCAGAACCGUCAGCAGGUUCUGGAGUCUGGCAAACGUCCAUUUGCCAGCGCCCCAGUGCGCUCCAGCCCUCUCUAUGAGUACAUCCAAGAGCAGAGAUCCCAGUACCGCCCUUAA
Molecule: messenger RNA, 1872 nt
Organism: Hipposideros armiger (great roundleaf bat)
Lineage: Eukaryota; Metazoa; Chordata; Mammalia; Chiroptera; Hipposideridae
Gene: TCHH
Product: trichohyalin
Exons: 6
Coding region: 1-1872 (623 amino acids)
Biological process (GO): intermediate filament organization
Molecular function (GO): transition metal ion binding; calcium ion binding
Source: RefSeq, a predicted model, not a curated record